Molecule: messenger RNA, 288 nt
Organism: Closterium sp. NIES-65
Lineage: Eukaryota; Viridiplantae; Streptophyta; Zygnematophyceae; Desmidiales; Closteriaceae
Source: the annotation of a GenBank genome assembly
AUGGCGCACGUCACGUACCUGAGCGCGGAGGAGUUCGAGCGCCUGGCAGCGGACCGAUCGAAGCGCAUCGCGGUUGUUGAUGUGAGGGACGAGGAGAGGCAGAUGGACGGGCACAUUCACGGCAGCGUGCAUGCACCCAGUGAGACCUUCCGCGACCACCUGCCGCACCUCGCCACACGCCUCUCCAACCACGAUGCUGUCGUCUUCCACUGCGCCCUCUCCCAGGUGCGUGGUCCCAAAUGUGCCAACAUCUAUGUGACUGCUGACUGGUUAUGGUUCAUAGGGUAG